Gymnodraco acuticeps is the source of this 3230-nucleotide messenger RNA. RefSeq names its product chromosome unknown C1orf127 homolog (gene ciroz). NCBI's taxonomy places the organism in Eukaryota, Metazoa, Chordata, Actinopteri, Perciformes, Bathydraconidae. Bases 323 to 1840 code for a protein of 505 amino acids. The transcript has 11 exons. The record is from RefSeq and is a predicted model, not a curated record.
UGUUAAAUCCAACAUAACUCUAUUUUAAUAUUUGAGUGGAUACCCCACUAAGUUUCCAAAAUGAUGAACCAUGGCAGGAUACAUUUAAAAAAAGAUGUGCCUAAGAAUAUAACAAAUAUUUGUAUUUGAUUGAAUGGAGCCUUAAAACCCGUUUUUCACCCAUGCUGGAAACAAUGAUCAUUCUUUGAGACUUUUUUUCUCACUUUAACAUGUCAAAACAAACACACCUGGGAUGUUUCCUCCUCCAAAGUGACAUCUGCCCACUCGCCUACAAAUAGUCAGGGUCAAACUGCCCGUGUAAGCUUUCAUCAGUGGAAGCAAAAUGGAUCAGAUAAGAUUUGGGGUCUCAUUUAAAACUUUUGUUUUUCAUUGUUUUAUCCUGAGGAGUGCGCUUUCCAUUCAGAAAAGAGAAUGGAUUGAUACCUCAACAGCAAGAUUAACAGAAGGAGAUGUGUCAUGUUUUUCUGAUUACAUGGAGAUGCGGAUUCACAAUGUGAGGAUUGAAGGGCUGGGGCUCUGGUUGUCUGGGGCCUUAAAGAUCCGAGUCAACCUGGCUUCUCUGGAUCAACUCAACCUGCAGCUGUCUUCCUGUGGACUCUCACUGCACAAAGACCCUGACAACAACUUUAUUUUUAGAGUCAGCUACACUGGAUGUUUGGUCCAGCAACAGGAUGGCCAUCAUGUCCUGACACUGAAUUUGGUGAAGAGGAUAAACAGAUUUGGAGGCAGACCUCACAGUGUGAUGAUGAAGUGUCCGCUGGUUUCUGUGCUGCCCAGCAGAGAGAAGAUCCAGUGUGACCCGGAGUACAUCCAGGUGACCAGACAAGUUGCCUAUGACAACUGGGACAAUGAGCUGCAGUGGUGUUUGUCUCUGAGCGAUCAGCUGAUCGUGGCUCUGGAGGACGCCAGCCUGAUCCAGAUGAACAUCGACAUGAGAGGCUCAGACAUCACAGUCCAGGGCAGGAGGGGGGAGGUUCUGAGCCCUGUCACAGUGAUGGAAGAUGAGGGGGACUUCUUGGCCUUGAAGCUGGUCAGUGGUCAGUACGCCUACAGUAUGGAAGCUACAUGCCCAAAAGUGAACACAUCCACAGCAGAGGAGACUGUGCUGCACAUUUUCAAACGGCGUAUGGGUCUAACCAAGCGAGGCAGCCGGGAAAACGAAGCUCUGACUGUCAGUGACGUGUGGGUGAACCAGACGGAUAACUUCACCUUGCACGAGACGAGUGCAUUUGUGACACUGAUUAUUCCUACAGCCCAAAUACUCCAGACCAAGAGCUGUGCAGACAGCAAGCGCCUCCUGCAGCCAUUCUACCGGGUGGAUGUUGUGCUCACCUUCAAAGAGACACAUCACAAAAUGCAGUGGAGCAUGGAGAACACCCUGCCAUGCACAGCCAGGCCAGCUGCAUCACACAGGACCCCCCCUCCUCCUGGUCCCAACACCACAGCCCGCUCCACUCUGAACUUUAAACCCCAGAGUUCAGCUACAGAACAGACGCUGUUGGACCGCUUAAACGUGAGAGCUCCAUACAAAGAAACAACAUCAACGUUUUCCACAACUAUUCCACCUCGCACACAGACUGAGGACAGCAGCUCUCAUUCCCACACUGAUGAUCUGUCAAAGAGUCAAAGUGGAAAUGUGUCUUCUUGGUUUGACGGAGACACCAAUUCAACUGAAAUAAGCUUUUUUGAUUUUCUAAAUGUGACCAUACGUACUUCAGGAGAAUCAGAUUUCCUUCAGUCAUCAGCUGAACCAUCAGAAACAUCUGUCCUCCUGCACCUGAACCAGGAUACCAACAAUUCAACACAACACGAGGGAAUAAAGAAAAACAGAGAAGACUGAAGUGGAUCUGGGAAGACUAGAAAACGGACAGAAACAGCACUGUCCAUUUGGCCUAAUCUUUGUAAUCUAAAUAAAUAAACCUUUUCCAAUAUCCCAUGAUACAACCUGCAUUUCAUUUUAGGUGUAAGCUUGGCAAACAACAUUUGAAUCACCAAAGUUGUUUGCCAAGCUUACACCUAAAAUGAAAUAAAUACUGAUGUAUUUAAAUUCAAACACAUUGUUUCCAUUACUUAAAACUCCAUAUGUUUUUUUACAUUUAAUUUCGUUGGUCUUGUUUUUACAAGUGCCAACACACUACAGUUACAGUUUCAUCGCAGUGACAACUUUUGCUUUUAUGCAUUUUGACUCUCAUUGUCAUUGGUGCUUUGUGUCUGUUUGCAGUCUUGAAAGGUGACGCUGUGGUCAGUCAGCGCUGUGAAGGUUGAUUAUACAAACAGAAAUACAUCCAGGCCCCUGCCAGCCGCUGCCUGAGGGGGGAUAUUAUCCAGACGCAGACAAGGCAGGCGUUAAAUAAACAUGUCUCUACCCGAGCAGCACAACAGGCUGACGUAGAGAAGACCCUGCAGCCUGCCACCAUCCAGAGAAGAGGCUCGUAAUAAAGACUUUAUAUUUAACAGAUACUUUAAACUGAUUUUCAGAGGCUUUAUGUAUCGACACAUUACAAAUGGACACCUUUUAAUUUUGUUUUUCUCUUCUGAUAAAAAUGAAUACAUUUUCUGACAAAAAUCAGCUGUGAUGUUGCUAAAUGUGUCUUUGCUGCAGUACGCUGAACCAACAGGAGAGGGCACUGUUGCAUGUGUUUUCAGAAAACCUCGCAAGGCCAGCAGCCUGCCUGAAGAGGCUCAUUUUAACAUUAACACAUUUUACUUCAAUUUCUUUUCAUUUUUGUAGUUACUAUAUGUCUUCAUUGACAGAUGAGCUGUAUGUAAGUCAUGACCACUGAAAAUAGCAACAUCUAGAUGAAAGAAGAUUUUAUAUUAUUUUGAAAUCAUCUUUGCCAAUGUAGUUAAAUAAUUGCUUUAAAUAUAUACCUUAAAUGUAUUUCUUGCCAUCAAUUAUUAUUUGGAGUGAAAUGACUGAAGAUGUUUCUCCUUUGUUCCCAGCCUUUUUUUCUUCCACCUGUGUUAUUGUGACCUCCUGGUAUGCACCAAAGGGUCUGUAAAUGAUAACAGUGCAGUGUUACGCAGUUACAUGCAUCAUAUACAAUGGGCUGUGGGGCAGAAAAUCUAAACUUCCUUGUGCCUUUGGUCCCCAUCUGCUCAGUGAACUUAUGAGCAGGAAAUGGAAUGAGUGGUGCAAAAAACACACCAACAUCCCUGCUUCUUUCAUGUGGCCUCUCUCGGUCAUUACCCUAUCUGUACCGACUGUUAACUGUCUUUACAAAGUUAAA